Molecule: messenger RNA, 831 nt
Organism: Hirundo rustica (Barn swallow)
Lineage: Eukaryota; Metazoa; Chordata; Aves; Passeriformes; Hirundinidae
Gene: CDKN1B
Product: cyclin dependent kinase inhibitor 1B
Exons: 3
Coding region: 153-749 (198 amino acids)
Biological process (GO): regulation of cell cycle; negative regulation of cell population proliferation; G1/S transition of mitotic cell cycle
Cellular component (GO): cytoplasm; nucleus
Molecular function (GO): cyclin-dependent protein serine/threonine kinase inhibitor activity; protein-folding chaperone binding
Source: RefSeq, a predicted model, not a curated record
GGGGCCGCGCGGAGCGGAGGCGCGGAGCGGAGCCGCCGGGCGCCGGGAAAUAAAGGGCGGCGGAGCGGGGGAGAGAGAGAGAGAGAGAGAGAGAGAGGGCGAGAGAGCAGCGAGCACAACAACUGCCGCCCGGAGCCACAGCGUGCGGGGAGAUGUCAAACGUUCGCAUUUCCAAUGGGAGCCCUACCCUGGAGCGCAUGGAGGCCAGGCAGUCGGAGUACCCGAAGCCGUCAGCGUGCAGGAACCUCUUCGGGCCGGUCAACCACGAAGAGCUCAACAGGGAGUUGAAGAAACACCUGCAGGAGAUGGAGGAGGCGUACCAGAGGAAGUGGAAUUUCGAUUUCCAGAAUCACAGGCCGCUGGAAGGCAGGUACGAGUGGCAAGCCGUGGAGAAGGGGAGCUCGCCCGACUUCUACUUCAGACCCCCCCGGCUACGGAAAACCGUCUGCAAGUCCGCCGGCCGCCAGAGCUUGGAUGUAAACGGGAAUUGCCAAACCGUGGUUUUUGUCGGUUCUCAGGGAAUCUCAGAGGACACUCACUGUGUAGCUCAAAAGACUGAUGUUUCAGAAAAUCAGACGGACUUAGCAGAGCAGUGCACUGCCCAGAGGAAAAGACCCGCGGCCGAUGAUUCCUCUCCUCAAAAUAAAAGAGCCAACACAACAGAAGAAGAGGUUUCAGAAGACUCCCCCAGUGCCAGUUCAGUGGAGCAAACACCCAAGAAAUCAAGCCCGGGAAGACAUCAAACGUAAAGCGUUUAGAGCGGAGGAUGUGCGCGUCCUCGUUCGUCGCGGCGAUGAAGCGAGGAAGAUGUAAAGAAGUUGUAGUGGGAAA